Myotis brandtii (Brandt's bat) is the source of this 1907-nucleotide messenger RNA. It is a transcript of the gene SLC35D4, whose product is annotated as transmembrane protein 241. Gene Ontology annotation, molecular function: antiporter activity. Gene Ontology annotation, cellular component: Golgi apparatus. The record is from RefSeq and is a predicted model, not a curated record. NCBI's taxonomy places the organism in Eukaryota, Metazoa, Chordata, Mammalia, Chiroptera, Vespertilionidae.
UCAGUAACGCGGGUGAUGCUCUUGCUUCUUCUCAGCCAGGACCCUUCCUGUGGCCGCCACGCCAGUGGGUUGGACCACACAAGGGCCCAGUGGGAGAGGGGCUGUGCCGGGGGCGCCCGGGCGUCCGGUCUCUGCCAAAGAAUUCUCUUCAAUAGUGAAGUCCUUCUGUGUCCAUGGAGAGGAUCUUUUCCUCAGUACGUCCUGUCGGUCUUGAAAUUUACCUGCCCUACGUUGUUCCAAGGGUGGCAGACGUUAGUUGGUGGACUUUUGCUGCAUGUGUCAUGGAAACUGGGCUGGGUGGAGAUCAACAGCAGUUCAAGAUCUGAUGUUUUGGCGUGGCUUCCUGCUUCGGUGCUGUUUGUGGGCAUAAUCUAUGCCGGUUCCAGAGCAUUAUCCAGACUGGCCAUUCCUGUGUUUCUCACUUUGCACAAUGCAGCUGAAGUUAUCGUCUGUGGGCACUGGAUGUGUUUUCGGAAAGAGAAAACGCCUCCUGCCAAGAUCUGUAGCGCCCUCCUGCUCCUGGCCGCUGCGGGGAGCCUCCCCUUCAAUGACGCCCAGUUUGAUCCAGAUGGGUACUUCUGGGCUGUAAUUCACUUACUCAGUGUAGGGGCCUAUAAGAUUCUCCAGACGUCCCUGAAACCCAGUGCGUUGAGUGACAUCGACCAGCAGUACCUAAACUAUAUAUUCAGCGUGGCGCUCCUGGCAGCCGCAGCGCAUCCCACAGGUGACCUCCUCCGCGCCCUGGACUUCCCCUUCUUGUAUGUCUACAGAUUCCACGGCAGCUGCUGCGCCAGUGGCCUUUUGGGGUUCCUCGUCACACUCAGCGCCGUGAAGCUGAAGAGCCUGGUGGCCCCCGGGCAGUGUGCGGCCUGGCUGCUCCUGGCUCAGGUGCAGUUCAUCGGUACAAAGCCGGCCGUCUACCUCGGAGCAGGCGAGGUUUUUCCAAAGGGAAAGGAACUCACAGGGAAACAGGUGGCCACAGCUGGCUUGUCAGUGCUGCUGUUCGAGGGCGUCCUGACCAGAGCGGCCGUGGGAUGCCUCCUGCUCGGCGGCCUGGGAGAGGCCUUGCUGGUUUUCUCAGAGAGGAGGGGCGCCCCGAGAUGACGAGGUGACGAUGGAAAGGGAGACGGGCCGGGCCGUCAUGGGAGCAGACGCCCGGCUGCGGAGCUCGGACGAGGGUGAGGAAGCCGAGCUUCCCCUGCGCCAGGAGCUCUCGGGUCUCUGCUGCAGAGAAUGGACUGGUGCCUCUUCCCUGAGAGACUCACCUGAGCCCCACCUCUGGGUGUGCGGACGCCUGCGGACGCCCCGUGGACGCCCCGUGGAGGCGCCGCUCACCUGCCUGGCAUGCGGCCUCUGCUGGAGCCGGCACAGGCGCUGCUCUCCCUGCUCACGCUCCGUGGGGGCCGCCCCGGCAUUUGGGGUUUGGUUUGUGUGUUUACAUCUUCGGAGCCUCCGGGACAUCCCUUCCUCGCGCUCGUGCGGGCUGGUCCGAGCCUCACCCACCCACUCACGGGGAUCCCUCCCGAGGGCGUCCAUGGGUGAGCGGGGGCUCAGGCAUGAGAAGCCAGCAGGGGCCAUCGCCCCAGAGCGGGUGCCGAAGCCCUGACGUGCGCGUGUUCCUUCUGUUGGGUUGUGUCAUAGUAAGUUCACACUUUUUUUUCGCUCACCGUUCAGUUAACCUGACACGAAACGAUCACCACAGCAAAGAGGUGGAUAAGCCGAGGGUGUCCUCCCGGGCAAGGGGAAAAGAAACAGACGUCUAACAUGGACACACACGCCUGUUAUAGUCACUUCCUAAAGCUCUGAAUCCAUUCAUUCCCCAUAUCUGAGGAGGUUUCAGUCUUUGAACACAAGUAUACUUUUCAGGCCAAUUAAAGGUUGGAUUAAAGCUUUAAACUGUGCCUCAA